UCCCGCCCGCCAGCCCCGCCGUCCGUCGGCGCCGCGCGCCCAGCCCGGCAUGGAGCCGGAGUGUCGAGUACUUUCCAUCCAGAGCCACGUCGUCCGCGGCUACGUGGGCAACCGUGCCGCCACCUUCCCGUUGCAGGUGCUGGGAUUCGAAAUCGAUGCUGUAAACUCUGUGCAGUUUUCAAACCACACAGGCUACGCCCACUGGAAGGGCCAAGUGCUGAACUCUGACGAGCUCCACGAGCUGUACGAAGGGCUCCAGCUGAACAAGGUGAACAAAUACGACUACAUGCUCACAGGGUACACCCGAGACGCGUCCUUCCUGGCUAUGGUGGUGGACAUCGUGCGGGAGCUGAAGCAGCAGAACCCCAGCCUCGUCUAUGUGUGUGACCCGGUGAUGGGAGACAAGUGGAACGGCGAAGGGUCCAUGUAUGUUCCAGAAAAUCUCCUUCCGGUUUACAAAGAGAAAGUGGUGCCUGUUGCGGACAUUAUAACUCCCAACCAGUUUGAGGCUGAGUUGCUGAGCGGCAGAAAGAUCCAUAGUCAAGAAGAAGCGCUGGAGGUGAUGGACGUGCUGCACUCUAUGGGCCCCGACACCGUGGUCAUCACCAGUUCCGACCUGCCGUCCCCACGAGGGAGUGACUACCUGAUUGCACUGGGCAGUCAGAGGACAAAGCGGCCUGACGGCUCCGUGGCAACAGAGCGGAUCCGGAUGGAGAUGCACAAGGUGGAUGCUGUCUUUGUGGGCACGGGGGAUCUCUUUGCUGCCAUGCUCCUGGCCUGGACGCACAAGCACCCCAACAACCUCAAGGUGGCCUGUGAGAAGACCGUGUCUGCCAUGCACCACGUCUUGCAGAGAACCAUCCAGUGCGCCAAAGCCCAGGCUGGGAAAGGACAGAAGCCCAGCCCGGCCCAGCUGGAGCUGAGGAUGGUGCAGAGCAAAAGGGACAUCGAGGACCCAGAGAUCGUCGUGCAGGCUGCCGUGCUGUGAGGCCACGCGAGUGCACCGGCCAGCAGCGCACCAACCGUCUGUGUCUUCUUCAUCGUCUUCGUCCCGUGAAAACGUAACGUCUGCCCUCGAGCUGGGCCUGGGAUUUGACUGGAUGCCUGUUGUUCUUCCCGGGGUUUCCGACCUUCCUCCGCUGUUCUGAAUCGGGGAAACGUGUGGGCCACGCUUUGGAAAAAUCAUGAGGUGAUCACA
Molecule: messenger RNA, 1198 nt
Organism: Echinops telfairi (small Madagascar hedgehog)
Lineage: Eukaryota; Metazoa; Chordata; Mammalia; Afrosoricida; Tenrecidae
Gene: PDXK
Product: pyridoxal kinase
Exons: 11
Coding region: 50-988 (312 amino acids)
Biological process (GO): pyridoxal 5'-phosphate salvage
Cellular component (GO): cytosol
Molecular function (GO): pyridoxal kinase activity
Source: RefSeq, a predicted model, not a curated record